GUUAGCUAUCAUCGAAGUUUUGUAUAGAUAAGUAUGCUUGUCUAGGUAGCUUUAAUUGAAUGAAUUAAAAAUGAGUAAAUGACUAGUUCGUAAUGAAACGUCGGAGUUUUGGUGAAUGUCGACAAUUAGUGUGCAUAAUUUAUUUCGGUAACCUUUUAAGCAGACUCACUUUAAUACAGGAUGAUCUAUUCUUAAAUUGUUUCAUAACUUACAUACAAAAGGAUAGCACAGAGUUAAUUAUAGUAAUUAUUGUAAGACACUGCUGACGUUACAUUUGAAUAAUUCAAUUAAUGAACAUUCUAACAAAUGUGUAACAAGAUUUUAGUAUUUCUAAUACAAUUUUCCGCUGAUUUUAAUCAAGCCAACUGUGUUUGGAGCAAUAUUUAAAAGAAACAGCGAAAAAAAUUAAUGAAGAACAACACACGCUGUAUAAUUCCUUUGUUAAGUAUUUGAAAGUUCAGGGAGCCUUUGAUGAAGUGCAUGUGAGGACACAAAAUGAAGCUAUGGGUGCUGCUUUUAUUAUAUUUAUCGUGUCGAGGAAGUGCAGAAGAUUUUCCAUCUUUGAUCACAGCGAAUGCUUCAAUUGCCGUAGUCUUGGAUCGACAAUUCUUAGGGGAACAAUAUCAGUCGAUGCUGGAAGAAUUGAAGGAUUACAUCAAGGAAUUGGCGCGGGUUGAUCUGAAACAUGGCGGCGUGGUCGUCCAUUAUUAUUCUUGGACUUCAAUCAGCUUGAAGCGAGGAUUUAUCGCAGUCUUCAGUGUAGCGUCUUGCGAGGACACGUGGUCUUUAUUCUCGAGGACCGAAGAGGAAGAGCUUCUGCUGUUCGCAUUGACAGAAGUCGAUUGUCCUCGGCUGCCGGUGGACAGAGCGAUGACAGUUACUUACACCGAGCCGGGCCAGGAGUUGGCCCAGCUAAUGCUGGAUAUGAGGACGACGAAAGCGUUCGACUGGAAAUCCGCCAUCAUACUACAUGAUGCUACCUUAAACAGGGAUACGAUAUCUCGCGUGGUGCAGUCCCUGACACGGCAAAUAGACGACGAAAAGGUGUCCUCGGUCUCGGUGUCUGUAUACAAGAUGAAGCACGAAGUCAACGAAUAUUUAAGGAAGAAGGAGAUACGACGAGUAUUAUCCAAAUUGCCGGUUAAAAAAAUUGGUGAAAACUUCAUAGCGGUGGUGACUUUAGAAGUGAUGUUGGCUAUAGCAGACACAGCUCGUGAGCUGAUGCUGUCGCACGGGCAGGCGCAGUGGCUGUACGUGGUGGCGGACACCAGCGCUCAAAGCAGCGACCUUGCAGCCGCUAUUGAUAUCCUCUAUGAAGGAGAAAAUGUUGCCUACAUCUAUAAUGUUACUGAUAAUAGUAUGGAUUGUAAGAACGGUUUGAUGUGCUACUCUCAAGAAAUGAUGAAGGCUUUCAUAUCUGCUCUGGACUCCGCGGUGCAGGAUGAGUUCGAUAUUGCAGCUCAAGUGUCCGACGAGGAGUGGGAAGCGAUCAGACCAACGAAGUUGCAACGAAGAAACGAUCUCUUGAAACACAUACAGCAACAUAUGCAAGUAAACAGCAGAUGUGGGAACUGUACGAGAUGGCGGGCGAUGGCAGCGGAUACUUGGGGUGCAACUUAUCGACAAGCUGAUACCGCGAUCUCCGAAGAUAAUAACACCAAGGGUGUCAUAGAGGAGGUCAAAAUGUUGCAAGUUGGCAGUUGGCGGGCGGCGGAUGGCGUCAAGUUCAACGAUGUUCUGUUCCCUCACGUGGCGCAUGGCUUCCGAGGGAAGGAGCUACCUAUUGUUACAUAUCAUAACCCGCCAUGGACAAUCCUGCAGAUGAACGAAUCAGGAGCUGUCGUCAGUUACGGCGGACUUAUUUUUGAUAUUGUCAAACAGCUUGCAAGAAACAAGAAUUUUACGAUUCGACUUCUACUGGCAAAUAAUUUCAAACAGAAUUAUAAGAACACAUCUUUAGACAUGAUCCACAGUGAAAAUAGCAAACUGUCAAUGUCAGCUAUUGCGAAGGGUCAAGCUGCGCUGGGCGCGGCCGCCUUCAGCGUCUUCACUGACACCAUGACAGGUAUAAACUGGACGCUGGCUGUGAGCACGCAGCCGUACGCGUUUCUGAUCGCGCGGCCGCGGGAACUCAGCCGGGCUAUGCUGUUCCUAUUGCCUUUCACUGCUGACACAUGGUUAUGUUUAGGUUUCGCAGUAGUACUAAUGGGGCCCACUUUGUAUGUUGUUCAUCGUCUCAGCCCGUAUUAUGAAGCCAUGAAGAUAACUCGCCAAGGUGGUUUGUCAACAAUACAUAAUUGUUUAUGGUAUAUUUAUGGCGCGUUGUUGCAACAAGGUGGUAUGUAUCUCCCUCGAGCGGACAGUGGUCGUCUAGUUGUCGGAACUUGGUGGUUAGUUGUGUUAGUUGUGGUCACCACAUAUUCUGGCAAUUUGGUUGCUUUCCUCACAUUUCCUAAACAGGAGGUACCUGUCACUACAGUGACCGAACUACUCCAAAAUAAGGAUGUAUACACAUGGUCUAUUAAUAAGGGAUCUUAUUUAGAAAUGGAAUUAAAGAACUCGGAUGAGCCCAAAUACAUUUCUUUGCUGAAAGGCGCUGAAUUAUUGUCGUCCACUGGCAGUGUGGAAAGUAAACAUCGUUCAGAUAAAUCGAUAUUAAAUCGAGUUCGUAAACAAAGGCAUGUAAUAAUAGACUGGAAGAUGCGACUGAGCUAUGUGAUGCGCGCGGCCACGCUCGACACUGACAGAUGCGAUUUUACCAUUAGUGCGGAAGAGUUUAUGUAUGAAAAAGUGGCCAUGAUUGUUCCUGCUGGUAGUCCUUACCUUCCUGUUUUCAACAAAGAGAUAUAUCGUAUGCAUAAAGCCGGUCUAAUAACUAAAUGGUUGAGUAACUAUUUGCCGAAGCGCGACCGCUGCUGGAAGACCACCAUCACUUCGCAAGAGAUCGACAACCACACAGUCAAUUUAAGAGACAUGCAGGGAUCUUUCUUUGUGCUAUUUCUUGGUAUUAUCAUAGCUUUUGCAGUACUUUUAAUGGAAUGGAUGUACAGAACAAGGAAGAAUAGAAAUGAAAAUAUUAUCAUUAAGCCUUACACUGAAUAAUAUAUAUAAGUUUAUAACAUGCAUCACAUUUAUUGCAUUCAUAAAUUAUAAUGUCUCAACUCCAUAGUUUAUGCAUGACGUGUAAGCCGUAUCUGUCGCAUUUUUUUUUAUAACAUAAGGUGGCAAACGAGCAAGCGGCCACCUGAAAUCGCCAAAAUGGCGAA
Papilio polytes (common Mormon) is the source of this 3266-nucleotide messenger RNA. RefSeq names its product glutamate receptor 2 (gene Ir93a). Lineage: Eukaryota; Metazoa; Arthropoda; Insecta; Lepidoptera; Papilionidae. Gene Ontology annotation, cellular component: membrane. Gene Ontology annotation, molecular function: ligand-gated monoatomic ion channel activity; signaling receptor activity. Gene Ontology annotation, biological process: monoatomic ion transport. Bases 496 to 3102 code for a protein of 868 amino acids. The record is from RefSeq and is a predicted model, not a curated record. The transcript has 20 exons.